Molecule: messenger RNA, 1282 nt
Organism: Cucurbita pepo subsp. pepo (vegetable marrow)
Lineage: Eukaryota; Viridiplantae; Streptophyta; Magnoliopsida; Cucurbitales; Cucurbitaceae
Molecular function (GO): nucleic acid binding
Source: RefSeq, a predicted model, not a curated record
CAAUUUCAAUUUCCCUUCCGCCGUUGAGCCCUUUUGUUCGUCUGUAGGGAUAAGAUUCAUCCAGACCCCUCUCUCUCUCUCUCUAGAGAUUUCUCUCACUGUUUGUCUCGAAGAAGAAGAAGAAGAAGAAGCUUCAAGUCUCUGAUUACAGUAGUGAGAGAAAGUCUUCAGAGAGAGAAAACAAUGGAUUCCAUUGAUGGCCUUCCAGAUUCCUUCAAAGAGAAACUCUCCAUGGUUGACCCCUUUUUGGUCGAGGCACUUCACAACCCUCGACACCGUCUAACCAUUCUGCGAAUGGAACUCGAUAUCCAGAGGUUUUUGGAAAAUCAAGAACAGCAAGUGUUUGAGUUCCAACACUUCCCUACGUCGUAUCUUCGACUCGCAGCUCAUCGUGUUGCUCAACAUUACGGCCUGCAAACUAUGGUUCAGGAUAAUGGCAUUGAUGGACAAGGGAGAAUUCUGGUGAGGAAUACUGGUGAAGCUAGAUUCCCGCCUAUCUGCUUAUCUCAAAUACCUGCAAAACAGUCCGUUGAUGAUGAACUUGGGUGCGUUAAGAUUGCGAUUAGACCGAGGUUGAAUAAGUCGUCUGAUGAUGCUGGCAAUGGUAUGGCUAGGCAGUGUCUUGGUAGGACUGUGGAGCAGAGGAUGGAAGAGUAUGAUAAGGCUCGUGCUCGAAUAUUCAGUAGACAUGGGAGUACUGUAUUGUCCAAUGCCUUCCCUGAGGAGAAAGAUAUAUUGGCAAAUGGAGAUGGAGGAGAAGGGUGUAGAGUGAAUGAAGUUGAGAAGUAUACGAGUAUCAAAGAUGCCGGGAGUGGGGCUACUUCUCGGGUUGCCAUUUUAAGAGAUAGGGAAAAGGAUCUUAGUGACCCGGAUUAUGAUCGGAGCUAUGGAAGGUAUAUUAGGAGCCUUCCGAUUAAUCCAACUCCGAUCAUGAAUUUUGCUCCUUUUACCGUGCAAAGCAUCCCGCCUUCAUUUACUGGUUACCAUGUACCUCGGAACGAGGUUUCGUUGGGCUAUAUUUCUCCUUCACCUAUCAAGACUGCAGGAUUGAAUCAGAUAUCUAGAACCAUGGCCAAUGUGCCUUGGCCAUAUGCAGGGAUGCUGCACGCUCAUACUACUUUCCGGGCUCCAUUGUACCAACAGGCUUUGAGGUCAGACUAUGUGCAAUACCAUUGAUUAAAACUGAUUUUACUUAGGUAAUCAUAUUAUAUAUAUACUCACUAUGUUGCUUCCGAACCUCCAAUUAUAAUCAAUUAUUUUAAAUUAAAACCUUAUAUUUAUA